CCUCCACCCCUCCCCCCAAACUCUCUCUCUCUCUCUCUCUCUCUCAGUAGGGUGUUAAGGUAGCAGCAGUCACUAGUAGUAGAAAGAGAGGGUGUACAUAUAUAUAUAUAUAGAGAGAGAGAGAGAAGAAGAAGAAGAAGAAGAAGAAGAUGUUGUUGGGGAAGAGACCUCGUCCUCCGAUCAAGAGGACUACCAGCAUGACUGAAUUCACCUUGGAUCUAUCCAUUGGCGACGCCCCUCCUCAGCCUCCCGCCGCCGGCUUCGAUCAACGGUUCUUGGGUUCCGCCACCGCCGUCUCACCACGAAACCACCGCCGGAAUUUGGCUGAUUUCGUGGAGACCCCUCACUUUUUGAGGUCUUGCUUCCUCUGCAAGCGCCGUUUGGUCCCCGGUCGCGACAUCUUCAUGUACAAAGGAGAUAGUGCUUUUUGCAGUCUAGAGUGUAGACAACAGCAGAUGAAUCAAGACGAGAGAAAAGAGAAGAAGUGCUCCUUGGCUGCAUCCAAGAAAGAAGGCCCACCCUCCUCCGCCACCGCCACCGCCACCGCAUCGCAAGUCGUCUCCGCCAAAGGGGAGAGCGUCGCCGCCGUGUAGAUUUAGAUUCCCCUUGGCCAUAAAUUCAUUUCCGCCCACUUAUAUAUAUAAAUAUAUAUAUGUGUGUGUAUGUAUAGGUGGGAGGUGUGGGGUGGGGAUGAAGUUGUCUUUGGCAUGCUAAAUGAGCAAGUUUUUUUGGAAGUGUAAUAUUUCAUGUAGUAGAUCCAAUCCAACAUAUUAUACAACCUCAAAAAAAAAAGAACUGUAUUUUCUUUUUUGCUUGAGUUUUGAUGUUAAUUAUCAGGGGCAUUAA
Molecule: messenger RNA, 846 nt
Organism: Camellia sinensis
Lineage: Eukaryota; Viridiplantae; Streptophyta; Magnoliopsida; Ericales; Theaceae
Product: senescence-associated family protein, putative (DUF581)
Source: RefSeq, a predicted model, not a curated record